AACUCCUUCGCCUAGUUGAAUGAUGAGCGCAAAAUCGCCAGAAUCGCACUCCACUUCACCUGCGUCACAUUCGUUAGGACCACCUGUCCUGGAUGGAUCUGUGCAAAUGGAAGCUACAGCGCUAUCGACGAUACCCUCCUUGAAUCCAUUUUCGCUGAGUUUGCAGAGCACACAACUAGAGGAUCCAUCUUUCGCUUUGACCUUGGAAGAUAUGGAGUUAAUCAAGCAGCAUUUGAAAUCCAAUGGGGUUUUCGGAGAGUCUCAAGAAGUGUCUUUCAAGUGGCUGUUGGACAACAUCACGAUACUUCAUUGUCUUACCCCACAAAGCGGAAAUCACCUAGAGCAUUUGAUAGGCAAAGAAUUUCUAUAUGUCAGGGAUGCUCUCAAGGCUCUAGAACUGCUCUCGCAAUAUGGUAUUAUUACACCUGAUGAGUUAACGCUAUCAGACGAUGCUAAACUCCUAAGAGAGUCACAUCAGCUCGAUCGGCUCACAUUUCAUUCGUUGGCAAAUGUUGUUCGCAACAUCAUCAAGGAUAGACCAGAGUCAAAAACCAGUUUAAGACUUUGAACAUUUAUGCAU
Cylicocyclus nassatus is the source of this 580-nucleotide messenger RNA. Lineage: Eukaryota; Metazoa; Nematoda; Chromadorea; Rhabditida; Strongylidae. The record is from the annotation of a GenBank genome assembly.